Dichomitus squalens LYAD-421 SS1 is the source of this 1026-nucleotide messenger RNA. RefSeq lists its product as uncharacterized. Lineage: Eukaryota; Fungi; Basidiomycota; Agaricomycetes; Polyporales; Polyporaceae. The transcript has 3 exons. The record is from RefSeq and is a predicted model, not a curated record. Bases 1 to 1026 code for a protein of 341 amino acids.
AUGACUUCUGUGAACGCUGGUCACAUCUUCGAGGCCGCUCACCGCGAUGCUUUGCGCUUCCCCCACACCGGUCAGGUCAAUCUGAAGGAUAUUUCAGAAGGCCCUGGGUACCGCCCUCCCCCAGGCUCGCUCGCCGCAGCCGCACAGGCUGCCGUCGCGCGGCACGAGACACAACACGCCGGCGAGCACACCCUCACCAUCGACCAGGAGAAACUCCGUCAAGCCGCUCUCGCCGACGCGCAACGCAUCAAGGAGGCGCGCGGUGACGCUUCUGGUCCUGCCAGCGUAGACCUCAACUCCAUUGGCGAUGCUGAGGCUCGCAAGCUCAUGUCCGACGAGCACAAGGCACUCGGAUACCGUCCGCCGCCCGGCUCCCUCGCCUCUGAGGCCCAGUCUGCGGCUGCCAGGCAUCCCGACGCGUCCAGUGGUAUCGACACUGCUACGCUUGCGCGUGCUGCGUUCGAGGAUGCUUCGCGCAUCGUUCCCAAGAACCCAGCGGACCUCAAUGUUGAGGGUGUCGGUGAAGCUCGCGCUCUAAUGUCCGAGGAGCACCGCGCCCUGGGCUACCGCCCGCCCCACGGCUCGCUCGCUGCAACGGCGCAAUCAGCAGCUGCGAAGCAUCCGGAGUCCUCCUCCGGUGCCGAUCCCGCGACGCUCGCCCAAGCCGCCGUCCAAGACGCGAAGAAGAUCGAAGCUGAGCGCAAUGGCUCCCCCACCAACGGCACUCCCGAACUCAACCUCGACACCAUCUCCGCCCCCGAAGCCCGCGCGCUCCAGUCCGAAGAGCACAAGGAGCUCGGCUACCGUCCCCCGGCUGGCUCCGCCGCCGCUCAGGCGCAGAGCGCCGUCGACUCGCGCGCAGACGUGCCCGUGACGAAGGAGAUGGCCGCGCAGAUUCAGUCGGAGGAGCACAAGGUGCGCGGGUACUUGCCCGAGAGCGGAACGAUCGCGAGCAUCACGCAGAGCAUGGCGGACAAGAACGUGCAGGAUGGCGGCGAGAGGAAGCUGGGUGAUGUUGGCUUGUAG